UGAUGGAAUCAAUCAUAAGAAGAAGAAAAUACACUAUCAACUGCCAAAAUAUGAUUUCUGUGUUGAUCAUGUCACUAGAAUCUUUUUCUCUGUGUGACAGUAAAGAGGCAUGAUCAAACCAGACUCUCAUUAUAUAGGAAGUAAAGGGUUUUGUAAGGAGAACUGUCUCGUCAUCAAGACAGAAUGGAUCAAACUUGGCUCAGUGUUCUACUCUUGUUGAGUUACCUCAUCUACUUUGUUCACUCUCAAGGAAAUGAGAAACCUGCUGCUGUUCUGACCCUCCAGCCCAACUGGACCCAGAUAUUCAUGGGAGAGUCUGUCACCAUGAUAUGUAACAUACAGGAGGGAAACGUCACUGACUGGGAGUACACGUGGAGACAGUCUUAUAAUAAUGUCUAUAAAGACUUAAUCAGUACAGAGAAUGAACGCAAAAUCAAUGCUGCUGAUAUGUCUGUCAGUGGUCAUUACAUAUGUCUGGGUACAAACAGACUUCAUAAAAACUAUUCUAUGUGGAGUAAUAGGGUCGGCCUGACCGUGAUUGCUCUGCCCAAAGCCUCAGUGAGUGUCUCUCCUCAUGGUCUCCUCUACUCUGGAGAGACUGUUACUCUGCAGUGUGACAUAUCAGACUACACAGACUGGACAUUCGGGUGGUACAGAAAUAAACAACUACAGAGUCCAGGUUCACCUUCUAAAACCAUCACCACUCUGUCUGACCAGGUGAGUCAGUACCAGUGUCAGGGGAGAAGAACAGCUCGUCCCCAGUCGUCACAACGCAGUGUUUCCCUCCAUGUCUCAGCCAAUGUUCAACCCAAGGCUGUCCUGAGUAUCUCUCCUCAGUGGAUGAACCCUGGAGACUCAGUAAGUCUGAUCUGUGAAGUUAAAGAGUUGUCUACAGGCUGGAGGUUCUCCUGGUACAAGACUGUUCCCUACAGAGCUGGGUUACCCUCUCUAUUGGACAAGUCCUACUCUGUAGUGCCCCUAUCUGGAAAUGGGACAACUGAAGAGUCUUACACUCUGAGUCCUGCUGGUCCUGCUGACACAGGAGGAUAUGUGUGUAGAGCUGGGAGAGGAGACCCAGUCUAUUACACAGACUACAGUAAACCUCAGUGUCUCUGGUCAGGAGAUCUGCAGUCUUCACUGUCUCUCCGAAUUAGUCCCAACACAACUCAACACUUCACAUCAAAGUCUCUCUCACUGAUCUGUGAUCUGAAGGGAAACUCUACUGGAUGGAGACUGAUGAGAUACACAGAGACAGGAGUGGAGUCAGGGUGUUCCCCUCACUGGGGAUCAAUAACAGGGUCCACAUGUACCAUCACCUCCACAGACACAGGGGACAGUGGAGUGUACUGGUGUGAGUCUGGAUCAGGACAGUACAGUAAUGCUGUCAACAUCACAGUGUCUGUCCCUCCAGGUUUUCCUGUCUCCAUCUCUCUGUCCAGACUGCUGUGUGGUCUACUGGUGGUGUCUCCAUUUCUGCUGGUGUCCAUCAUACUGAUGGUGAAAUACUGCAGGGCUGGAGGUUUGUUUUCAACAGCCAAAUCCCCUGACGCAGAGUUACGGUGUGAUUUUGUCGACGAACAGACUGAAAUAUCAUUGUAAUUCUUUCAAUAUGCACUCACUGUGUGUAACAAGGACGCGCGCCACCCCUCCCGACGUGGUGUUCGGCGCACGUCAUCGCCGGCCUUCUAGCCACGCCGCUCCUCCU
This is a messenger RNA of Esox lucius (northern pike), 1705 nucleotides long. Its product is annotated as hemicentin-1-like. NCBI's taxonomy places the organism in Eukaryota, Metazoa, Chordata, Actinopteri, Esociformes, Esocidae. The transcript has 8 exons. Gene Ontology annotation, molecular function: transmembrane signaling receptor activity. Gene Ontology annotation, biological process: cell surface receptor signaling pathway. The record is from RefSeq and is a predicted model, not a curated record. Bases 184 to 1599 code for a protein of 471 amino acids.